AUGAGGACUUGCAUAUACUCCGAAAGCCUGGCAGAAUGCAAGGGUGCCUCAUUGUAUAAACAAAUUCCUCCACUAUUUGCAACUGACGACUACAAGACAUGUUUGCAACAGUCAACGGCAUCGUUUUGUAUGGUUUAUGUAGAAAUCCAGCCAGAUCAUAACUCUGACAUAUGGAGUCGAAUCUGGGAUCUUCAGAAUUCCGAGGGAUAUCAUUAUCGUCAUGAUCAACUGUAUCGCGGUGUGUGUACUUCGAAUUUUGGAAAAAAUUAUACAAGUAUCACCGUCUACGCCCCAUCAUGGAAUGCCAGUGCAAUGGAACCCGAGACGGAUAAUGUUAAAAUGUCCAGAAAGCUCUACAGAAUUUCAAGAAAGCAGAAAUCCAUUUCACAUUAUGAACAAGAACUGCAUAAUCACAUCUCUUCCGAAAUGGAGUCCAAAUACAAUCUCAGCGUAAAAACCUUUGUGAAAUACUGCGACAAUCCACGGGAGCCAAUUCAGAAAGACACGGGCUAUUUAAUCGCUAUAUAUAUCAUCUUGGGAAUCAUUGCUCUGAACGUAUUCUCAACUCUUUACGAUCGCCGCCUAGAAUCACAUCAAACUGAAGAAUCACAAGGAGUUCAUUAUUUUGGCAGAAAUCACAAACCAAUAACUAAUAAAAUUUUGACAUCAUUCUCAUUGCAUCGCAACUAUAAUCGUUUAGUUGCUCCAAAUAAAAGUCCAGUCGGUAAAGACUUGAGAUUUGUCGACGGUGUAAGGACUCUUUUGUCCAUUGCUAUUGUAUUGGAGCAUGUUAUUUUCGCUCAAUUUAUGCCCAUAUCGAAUGUCUCCACUGUGGAAUACCUAUACACGACCACAAUCGUGAUCUCAAGUUUGCAUUUUGUGGUAUGCAUUGAAAUGUUUUUCCUUUUGAGUGGUCUCAUGUUGUAUUUGAAGUUUGAUAAAUUGGAAUGUAUAACCACCACAUCAAGUCUGAAGCAAUGUAUAACCGUUUAUGUUCGAAUGAUGAUAUCCCGCUAUUUAAGAUAUAUCCCAUCCGUAUUGCUGCUAAUAAUGUUUUCGUCCAAUGUCCUCUUACACCUACAGAAUGGGCCCUUUUGGAGGCACAUUAUCGAGCCGAAUGUGAAAAUGUGCAGUGACUAUUGGUGGUCUAAUUUAUUUAUGACACCCAAUUUAAAUGUAAACAAUUCGUGUUGGUUGCACACAUGGUAUAUAGGAGCUGAUUUUCAUCUUUAUGGAGUUUUUCUUGGAGUUCUGAUUAUUUCCACGAGAUUUCCCCGAUUUAAAAGACUUACCUACGGAUUAAUUGGCAUCAUUGGAGUCGCCAUGCCAAGUAUAGUCAGUCAUAUGAGAAAAUUAGGAUCGACAAGCACGUGUAAACUGGAAGAUUUCCGACACAUGUAUCUGAAAGGCAUCGAAACAGGCGAAGCCUUGUACCUUAGUUCCUAUAGCAAUCUGAUUGGAUUUUUCAUUGGCAUAUUGUGUGGAGAGUUAUAUUCGAAGUACCUGAGGCAUGACAAAUACAAGCAAGUUGUGAGUCGUUAUUUGCAAUCACUGCCUAUGUAUGGAUGGCUAGUCAUUUCUAUGAUCUGGUAUUUGGGUUCAACGCUGAUGACCAAAGAGCACUCCAUUUGGACUGCUUUGUUUCCCAUUUUGCACAAACAUUUGUCGGUGGCCAUAGUAGCAACCAUCAUUUUCCUGUUUAACAUGUGUAAAAAGCGUGGAUUUUUCACAUGGCCUUAUUUUCGAUUGCUGGCACGAAUUUCAUAUCAAGUAUACCUGUGGCACUUUCCAAUUCUGUUUAUGAUCUAUGGAAGUAUUAAUCAACCAUUCAAUGUUUCGAUUCAGUUCUUGGUUGCUCUUCUGGUCAUUACGUAUGCAUUGUCCGCUAUAGCAUCAUUCUUUAUAGCGCUAAUGGUGGAGUAUCCAAUGGCCGAACUACUAAGUGUAUUCGAUUUAAAAAACAAACCAAAGGCAGCUAAAAUAUCUUAA
This is a messenger RNA of Stomoxys calcitrans (stable fly), 1989 nucleotides long. RefSeq names its product O-acyltransferase like protein-like. The record is from RefSeq and is a predicted model, not a curated record. Gene Ontology annotation, molecular function: acyltransferase activity, transferring groups other than amino-acyl groups. NCBI's taxonomy places the organism in Eukaryota, Metazoa, Arthropoda, Insecta, Diptera, Muscidae. The transcript has 11 exons. Bases 1 to 1989 code for a protein of 662 amino acids.